This is a messenger RNA of Rhipicephalus sanguineus (brown dog tick), 537 nucleotides long. RefSeq names its product splicing factor 3B subunit 5 (gene Sf3b5). Lineage: Eukaryota; Metazoa; Arthropoda; Arachnida; Ixodida; Ixodidae. Bases 192 to 449 code for a protein of 85 amino acids. Gene Ontology annotation, cellular component: U2 snRNP; precatalytic spliceosome. Gene Ontology annotation, biological process: mRNA splicing, via spliceosome. The record is from RefSeq and is a predicted model, not a curated record. The transcript has a single exon.
AGUCAAGGUGUAUCAAGGUGUUCUAGAGUUCUAGUUCACUACAGUUUUAGAAAAGUAGAACGAUCUACCUGGUGUGCGCGUCGUUCAAGUUCGUUUCCGCGCAGCGUAGACGUUUGCCCGCUAGUCGUGCGCACGCCUGGGAGUAGUGUCUCGGACUCUCCAUCCCUUCGACUUCGUUACACGCCAGCGAAAUGGGGGAUCGCUACAACAUCCACAGUCAGCUGGAACACUUGCAGUCCAAGUACAUCGGCACGGGACACGCGGACACGGCCCGCUACGAGUGGCUCGUGAACCAGCACCGAGACAGCUACGCCUCGUACCUGGGCCACUUCGACAUGCUCAACUACUUCGCGGUGGUCGAAAACGAGACCAAGGCGCGGGUGCGAUUCAACAUCAUGGAGAAGAUGCUGCAGCCGUGCGGACCGCCCCCCGAAAAGGCCGAGGACUGAAGCUCGUUUUUCGCUGCCCUAUCUGUAAAUAUUCCAUCCUGCACACGCUGUUCGCCGCAUUGUUGAAAUAAACGACCUGUCUUUCUCA